Messenger RNA from Clavispora lusitaniae ATCC 42720, 480 nucleotides. NCBI's taxonomy places the organism in Eukaryota, Fungi, Ascomycota, Pichiomycetes, Serinales, Metschnikowiaceae. The record is from RefSeq and is a predicted model, not a curated record.
AUGAAGGCUAAGGCUAAAGCUGCUUUUGAAAGGGCGAAACAAGAGCGUAUUGCCCAAGUCAAGCACCAGCGCUUGGAGGAGUUGAAGAACAGAAGAGAGAGAGAACGCAUUGCUGCUGAGGAGGCUGCUCGCAAAGCGGCGAGAGAACAAGAAAUGGCCAAGUUCAAGGAAGAAUUAAGAUUGCAGAAGGAGAAGGACGCCGAGAUUGCCAGAAAGAGAGCUGAGAUGGAGGCUGAACUUGCCGCCAAGAGGGAAUCUGCGGGUGCUCCAGCUACAUCUGGUGCCUACAGACCUCCAACUAGAGGUGCUUACAGACCACCAAUCGGUGUUGGAAGCAGACCAUCUCCAUCAGCUGCAGCACCACCGGCCGCAGCACCACCAGCCGCAGCACCACCAGCUGCAGCACCACCAGCAGAAGGUAAACCUUUGACAUUUGCCGAAAAGAUGAAGUUGAAGAGAGCUGGCCUUCUUAAAGAGUAG